GUUUUCAGUAUCAGUCUGCUGCUGCUGCUGUGAUGAAUCAGGUAUUCCCAUCAGCUGUACCUGUAUAUAUCCUUCCUACCCCGACACAGGGACAAACACAUUUUUUUGCGCCCACACAGAUGGCACAGAUGAAGACAAUUCCAAACGGCAUUUUCACUACAAUUAGCUUAACAGAAGAUUACCAGCUAGUUGGUGAUGCAAGUAACUGUUGUCACGUAGAAGAUAUUAUUUCCGCUUUCAAUGAUAUCCUUUAUGGAUUGACUUUAUGUGCAGACAACAUAAAAGAAACAUCAGACAUUAUUCUACAGAUGCUAGAUAAUUGCUCUAAUGAGAGGGUGUUGACAUAUUUUGCAGAAAGUUUGUUUGAAAAGUGUCUAAAUGAUGCAAGUUUUCAAAAUACGGGAGCAACACUUGUACAGUACUUAAUUUGUAAAUCACAGACAACACAGACUUUUGUCAACUUUGGAAAUCUUUUUCUCUUGAGAUGCAAGGAGGAAUAUUUAAAGAGCUCUGAAAUAGUACUUCGACUAUGUCGAUUGGCGAAUUUCAUUGGAGAGUUGUAUUUUAAUCAAGAAGUAGCAGGUGGAAGUAUUGUUCAAGGUAUACCUGUCUUAAGGUAUUUGAUAAAAAGUGUGCUGCUUGUUCUUCUUGAACAUUCAACAGAUAUAACUGUGUCAUGCGCUGUACAAAUAUUGAAGGAUGCAGACAUAUGUAGACCUGACAAAAGACUAUUCAGCGAGGUGUUCCUAUAUCUCCAAGAAUUACAGUCGUGCAAUCAUUUAAGCCCAAAAACAACGAAGUCGAUUGCAUUUUUGCUUGAUCCGCUGGGUCCAAGUGGUUUGUCAGAGCUACCACAAGUUUCUUCUAUAACGGAUAAUGAGCUUGAUGCACAGGAAGAAGUUAACAAAGUCAAAGAUCAGGCGCCUUUGGCUUACUCCAUGAUUUCCGACCCACGAAGAAAGCAAAAAAAACAGAAGAUAGGAGAACAUCUGUUCGAUCUGAUUCUAAGUAUGUAUCCAGACCUGGCUGGAAAGAUCACUGGAAUGUUACUGGAAAUAGACAACUCUGAAUUGUUUCACAUAUUGGAAUCGAAGGAGUCACUAGAAGCUAAGGUCGAAGAAGCCGUUGCUGUACUGAGAGCUCAUCAUGUAAAAGAAACACAGUUGCCACUGACUGCUACCAUGUUGGAUAAAUUCCCACAACAGGAACAUAAACAGUUGUUGGGAGAGCGUAUAUUCCCUCUGAUCCAAAGUAUGUACCCUGAUCUGGCUAGAAAGAUCACUGGAAUGUUACUGGAAAUAGACUACUCUGAAUUGUUACACAUGUUGGAAUCCAAGGAGUCACUAGCGUCUAAGGUACAAGAAGCUGUCGGUGUACUGCAAGCUCACCAAGCAAAUGAAACUGCAACAACUGCCAUAGAGAAAUUAACAACGCCAUUUUCAGCUAUUGAAAAGCAAGCUAUGAAUUCAGCUGGAGCUUUGUACGUAGAGGAUUUGCAUCCAGAUGUCACCGAAGCUAUGUUGUUUGAGAAAUUUUCAACCGCAGGUCCAGUCCUCAGUAUCCGUGUUUGUAGAGAUAAGAUCACAGGAAGUUCGCGUGGUAAUGCAUAUGUUAAGUUUCAGCAGGAAGGAGACGCUGAGAGAGCUCUUGACACAAUGAACUUUGACAAUUUGAAAGGUCAACCAAUAAGAAUCAUGUGGUCACAAAGAGAUCCAUAUCUAAAAAAAUCUGGUGUUGGCAACGUAUUCAUCAAUUAUCUUGAUAAAAGUAUUGACAAUGAGGCAUUAUACGAUACCUUCUCUGCUUUUGGAAAUAUUUUGUCUUGUAAGAUUGUCUGUCAUAAGCAGCAUGGGUCACGUGGAUACGGAUUUAUACAUUUUGAGACUGAGGAAGCAGCCAUAAACUGUAUUGAAAAGGUGAAUGGGAUGUUGUUAAAUGGAAAGAAAGUGUUUGUGGGACGAUUCAUGAUAAGACAGGAACGUCUUGCAUUUCUUGGAGACAAGAUGAAGAAAUUAAACAAUGUCGAGGCUGGUGAGGAUUUAAACAGCAUUUUGAACGGUUUAAACAUCCUUGAUAGGACUUUGUUUGCUGGCAGAGCACAGAAAAAGGCUGAGAGACAAAUAGAGGAUAAGGACAAAUUUGAAAGAAUUCGAAUGGAGAGAAUUAAUAGAUACCAAAAAGUCAAUCUGUAUGUAAAGAAUUUGGAUGACAACAUUGAUGACGAAAGGCUAAGGAAGGAAUUCUCUCAGUUUGGAACCAUUACAAGUGCUAAGGUUAUGUCAGAAGGUGGAAGAUCCAAAGGAUUUGGGUUUGUUUGUUUCAGUUCUCCAGAGGAGGCCACUAAGGCAGUAACAGAAAUGAAUGGUAGUACUGUGGUAGCCAAACCUUUGUAUGUGGCUCUAGCCCAACGUAAAGAAGACAGGAAGGCUCACUUGGCAUCACAGUACAUGCAGCGUAUUGCUAGUAUCAGAAUGCAGGGACAACCAAAUGGUAUGAUGAGUCAGAUGUUCCCAUCAGCCGGACCAGGGUAUAUCCUUCCUACCAUGACACAGGGACAGAGAAACUUCUAUGCCCCAACACAGGUACCACAGAUGAGGGCAAGUCCAGGAUGGCCAACACAGCUUAGGCAGCCUACACCAGCUAGUGGAUUCCAGAAUAUGCCUGGACAACAGGUCAGACUUGGCAAUCCUGCCGCUGCUUGUGCAAGACAACCUGGUCAAGGUAACAUCCAUGGUGGCAUGAAUGCUCGUCCCAUCACAGGACAGUCUGGCACUGGACAACCACCACGCAUGCCACAGUCUUUACCAGGCAGAGGACAAGUGCCUCCCCCAGCGGUUGUAAUGAACCCAGCCAGCAGGUAUUCGGCUACACAGAUGAGAAACUCACCUCAAACUGGAAGACACCAAAACAUGGUUAUGCCUCAGCCUCCAGCCCGAGGAGGAGUAAUUCAAGUUCAAGGUCAGGAGCUUCUGACCUCUAUCAUGUUGGCUGAUGCCCCUCAACAGGAACAGAAGCAAAUGUUAGGAGAACGUCUGUUCCCUCUGAUCCAACGUAUGUACCCAGACCUGGCUAAAAAGAUCACUGGAAUGUUACUGGAAAUAGACAACUCUGAAUUGUUACACAUAUUGGAAUCAAAAGAGUCACUAGAAGCUACGGUAAAUGAAGCCGUUGCUGUACUGCAAGCUCAUCAAGCCAAAAUAACUACACAUGCCACUGAAGCAGCAAACUAAAGAGGGUACAAAGGAAACCGCAAUAGAGUAUAUCAUAAGGGCAGAUGAUUGGAAAGAUUUUAUUGUUACCAUGACUACGAGUAUUUAUAAACUUUUUUGUUAGAUAUGUUUGCCAACUUGUUUAUUAUUAUUGUAUAUUUAUCAUGUAGUUAUAUGAUUUUGAUUGUUUAUUUUUCAAAAAAUUGUAUUUAAUAACCAGUGUCUCACUAUAUACAGUUGGUUUGAAGCUUU
Messenger RNA from Mytilus trossulus (common blue mussel), 3461 nucleotides. RefSeq names its product polyadenylate-binding protein 1A-like. The transcript is spliced from 21 exons. Lineage: Eukaryota; Metazoa; Mollusca; Bivalvia; Mytilida; Mytilidae. Gene Ontology annotation, molecular function: mRNA 3'-UTR binding; poly(U) RNA binding; poly(A) binding. The coding region runs from base 33 to 3230 and encodes 1065 amino acids. Gene Ontology annotation, cellular component: ribonucleoprotein complex; cytosol; nucleus. The record is from RefSeq and is a predicted model, not a curated record.